AAGAGUUUCAGUGAAAGCCCUUGCAGAGAGGAGGAAGUAAACAAUACCAUACCAGAUGGAACAAUUAAAGGAGCUUGAACAAGUUCAAAAUGUAAUGUUGAUGAUGCAAUCAGUUGGCGCAAUCGAUUCUUCCAACAACACCAAUGGCGAUUCAAACCGUUUUCUUGCCAAUUUCAUCCUCUUUAUGAUGCAACCAUGCGGUGAGCUAGAUAUGAAUCAAAAGUGUAAAUUGAUAUCUGAGAGUUUCCCAAAGAUUUCUUCUGCGUUUCUUGAGGAAGCAUUAUGCCAGCUUUAUGACAAAGGCAAUUUUCAUAUUGAAGAUCCUCUGUCACAUCAUUGUGAGGAUGAAACGGAUCUUGGAUUUUUGCACACUAAUUGUGCAGAUGUGGCGAUGAUUACACUUGAUUCAAUGCAACGGGCAAAUUCUACUUUAGAGGAUUUUUGCAGAUCUUACUUUAUGUUUCAUGAAAUGGAUGCUAACAGUGCAGACUCAAUAUUCAAAUUCCUACCGCUGCUUUCCUUCACUGAGAGCUACAUUUAUCAGUUGGACACCAUAAAUGAGAAACUACUACAAUAUCCAUUUGGUGCAAUCCCAGAUCUCGACAGGAGGCCUGACCGGGUGGCUAAUAGCAGUUGGGUUACGUUCAAACCACUUGCUGUUCAUCUAGAACACUAUGGGAUGUUUACAGAUAGGAUAAGAGAUGAGUUGAAGUGUGGGGAAGAAUACUGGGCUCUAGAGAGAAAUCUCUGUUGGGCAUUAACAAACAAACAAGAGAUUCAAGUAGAAGACGUUAUGAAAGCAAUACAUCUGAAGUCCUUCGACUAUCGGGUUCUGAAUCUACUCUUAUACCAUUUGAAUGGCAAAGAGAUUAAUGAAGUACAUAUGGAAUUCCUAUCAGUAUCAGAGUUCCUUGUGGAAGUAUCCGACGACUUGUUUGACUAUGAGGAUGAUGUGUUGGAGAACAAUUUUAAUAUCCUGCGCAUGUUUGUCAGAAUAUAUGGAGCUUCCUCAGCACCGGCUUUGCUUGCAAAAUCAAUAACAGAGGCCGAGGAGAAGUACAACUGCUUACUUAGCACUUUGGAUCCUCAACUCUCUCUCAAAUAUCAAAAACGAUGUGAAGAAGCCACGAAAGAAGGUGGGAAGUUAUUGGGUCCGCCUCUUGGGACGUGGAAUAUACCGCCUAUUAUCGAAGAUGAAGAUUUAUAUAGAUAUGAGGUCUCAAAUGCUAUGCCACCAGCUAAGUGAGCCCAGGUACAUACAUAUUAACAGCAUAAAGCCUAAACAUUUUGGUAGUUUGGGGUCCAAAAUAUAUGGCCAUCAUUUUAGCUGUAAGUUGCACAUGGUUUCAGUUUUCUCUCUCUGCAACUUGUUUUCUACAAGGAGAGUAGAAACAAAUAUAAAGCCAAAGGUUCACACUUGAUUUCUUUUUAUAUCAAAUACUUGGACUCCACUGUUUCGGUAUCUUUUUUAUUCAUAUACUAAUAUUUAUAUACAGCAAAUGGAAGUC
Messenger RNA from Cynara cardunculus var. scolymus (artichoke), 1508 nucleotides. RefSeq lists its product as uncharacterized. The coding region runs from base 56 to 1246 and encodes 396 amino acids. The record is from RefSeq and is a predicted model, not a curated record. The transcript is spliced from 14 exons. Lineage: Eukaryota; Viridiplantae; Streptophyta; Magnoliopsida; Asterales; Asteraceae.